This is a messenger RNA of Coniosporium apollinis CBS 100218, 738 nucleotides long. RefSeq lists its product as uncharacterized. Lineage: Eukaryota; Fungi; Ascomycota; Dothideomycetes. Gene Ontology annotation, molecular function: protein binding. Bases 1 to 738 code for a protein of 245 amino acids. The record is from RefSeq and is a predicted model, not a curated record. The transcript has a single exon.
AUGGGCCUCCCCGCAAACCGAAACCCACCCCCACCACCUCCCGCAAACACCGACCCCAUCGCCCAGCCCAGCCAGUCAACAACCACCGCACAACCCCCCAGCACCCCCAGCGAACUCCCCCCUGCAGCGCUAGACCUAGCAGCCAAGAUAUUCGACCUCGCCCGCACCGGCGCCACCGACUCCCUCUCCUCCUACCUGGCCGCCGGCAUCCCCCCAAACCUCACAAACCACGCCGGCGACACUCUGCUCAUGCUGGCCGCCUACCAUGACCACGCCUCCACAGUGCGCCUCCUCGUCUCGCGCGGCGCGGACGUCAAUGCGCUGAACGGACGGGGCCAGAGUCCGCUUGCGGGUGCGGUGUUCAAGGGGUAUGAGGAGGUUGUUCGCGCGCUGGUGGAAGCGGGGGCGGAUGCAGAAGCGGGGCAGCCCACGGCGGUGGAGGCGGGGUGGAUGUUUAGAAGGUGGACGUGUUUGAGGGCGAUGGGUGUGCAGGUGGACGAUGAGGGGAAUCCGGGGGAGGGGGUGCAGAGGCCGGCGUUGCCGGGGAUGUUGGAUGGGAUGGGGAGGCCAGUUGAGGGGGGUGGACAGAACGGAGGGGCGCAGAAUGGAGGUGCACAGAAUGGAGGUGUACAGAAUGGGGGCGCGGAGUGUCCUGUGGGGCAGGAUGCUGGGAAUGGACGACCGGCUGGUGGAUCUGUGUUGACGAGAGAUGAGGUAGCGAGGAUGGUGGGGUUGUAG